AUGGGGUUUGACAAUGGCACCAACGGGACCGUGUCCUGGGCUCCGUUCAGCGUGCAGACGUCUGUUCUGCUGACAGUCCUGGUGAGCUUCAUGAUCCUUCUUAUAGUGUUUGGAAAUGUACUGGUGGUGAUAGCAGUAUUCACAAGCCGAGCCCUCAGGGCUCCUCAGAACCUGUUCCUGGUGUCCCUGGCCUCAGCAGACAUAUUAGUGGCCACACUGGUCAUGCCCUUCUCUCUGGCCAACGAGUUAAUGGGAUACUGGUACUUUGGGGAGAUCUGGUGUGAGAUUUACCUUGCACUUGAUGUUCUGUUCUGCACUGCCUCCAUCGCCCACCUCUGUGCUAUCAGCCUGGACCGCUACUGGUCCAUCACACAAGCCAUUGAAUACAACUUAAAGAGGACCCCACGUCGCAUUAAGUGCAUCAUCUUCAUUGUGUGGGUGAUUGCAGCUGUGAUCUCAUUUCCUCCUCUGAUCACCGUGAAGAAGAAAAAGAACAUGGAGCAUCCCGUGUGCACCAUCAAUGAUGACGAGUGGUAUGUCAUCUCCUCCUGCAUCGGCUCCUUCUUCCUGCCCUGCAUCAUUAUGGUGCUGGUCUACAUCCGAAUCUACCAAAUUGCCAAGAAAAGAACACGAGCGCCUACUGGUGAUAGGAUACCCAAAGCAAACGCAGUGGACCACAAGCACAAUGGUUUGGAUGGAGCCAAAGAUGAGGACUUGAAGCUGAACGGCGAACGGGACAUUGAACUGAAGGAGCAGGGGGCGGACGGCGAUGGGCUCAAAGGCGAAGUCAAUGGAGUGGACAUUGAAGACUCCUCAUCUUCGGAUCAUAAAGUAAACAAUCCAUGCUCCAUCAAAAAGAAAAGCCACAGGGGCAAAACAAAACUGUGCCAAAUCAAACCAGGAGACAAUGAGCUGCCCAAAUGCAUCCCGAGCACCAAGGGGAGCAGGUGGAAAGGCCGACAAAACCGUGAGAAGCGUUUCACUUUUGUCCUGGCUGUAGUGAUAGGGGUCUUUGUCGUCUGCUGGUUCCCCUUCUUCUUCACCUACAUGCUCCAGACUAUAUGCGUGUCGUGCUAUGUUCCACUGACUCUGUUCAAAUUCUUUUUCUGGUUUGGCUAUUGCAACAGUGCCCUGAAUCCAAUCAUCUACACCAUCUUUAACAACGACUUCAGAAGAGCCUUUAAAAAGAUUUUGUGUAAGAGGGACUCCAGGAGAUAUGGCUAA
This is a messenger RNA of Knipowitschia caucasica, 1224 nucleotides long. NCBI's taxonomy places the organism in Eukaryota, Metazoa, Chordata, Actinopteri, Gobiiformes, Gobiidae. The record is from the annotation of a GenBank genome assembly.